Molecule: messenger RNA, 1292 nt
Organism: Cucumis melo (muskmelon)
Lineage: Eukaryota; Viridiplantae; Streptophyta; Magnoliopsida; Cucurbitales; Cucurbitaceae
Product: PHD finger protein ALFIN-LIKE 3-like
Exons: 5
Coding region: 252-1007 (251 amino acids)
Biological process (GO): regulation of DNA-templated transcription
Cellular component (GO): nucleus
Molecular function (GO): transcription cis-regulatory region binding; transcription coregulator activity; histone binding
Source: RefSeq, a predicted model, not a curated record
UAGCAUUUAGAUCCAAUGAUGGAAAGAUAUUGAGAGAUCUCAAUAGCCCGACUUUACCCUUUCAACAAAUUCAAAUUUCGCUGUUUCACGAUCUAUAGCCAUAUAUAUAUAUAUAUUCCUUUCGCAAAUUGUUUGUUUUCGAUUCUCUCUCAUUGUUUAGGUAAUCUGCAGUUUUUUCUUUGAUUUUCUUUUCCAAUUUUCGACUCUAUUUCGUCUCCGGAACGAGGAGGAGGAGCUUGAAGAAAACCGCCAUGGAUGGAGGUGGAGCAGUGCACAAUCGCUCAGUUGAAGAUGUUUUCAGUGAUUUUAGAGGACGGAGAAAUGGCGUCAUCAAAGCGCUCACCGUAGAUGUUGAAGAGUUCUAUCAACAAUGUGAUCCUGAGAAGGAAAAUCUAUGCUUAUAUGGGUUUCCAAAUGAAGUAUGGGAAGUUAAUCUACCUGCUGAAGAAGUACCUCCAGAACUUCCAGAGCCAGCACUGGGUAUUAAUUUUGCAAGAGAUGGCAUGCAAGAAAGGGAUUGGUUGGCUUUGGUUGCUGUACAUAGUGAUUCAUGGUUGCUCUCUGUUGCCUACUAUUUUGGUGCGAGAUUUGGAUUUGAUAAAUCUGAUAGGAGGCGACUAUUUAAUAUGAUAAAUGAUUUGCCAACUGUAUUUGAAGUGGUCACCGGUAUUGCAAAGAAACAGGUUAAGGAAAAAUCAUCAAGUGCUAAUGGUAGCAAAUCCAAGUCAAGUUUUAAAUCGAGGGAAGCUGACGCGCAAGGAAUGUACGCAAGGCAGUCGCAGGCACGGGAAGAGGUAGAGACGUUGUAUGAAGAAGAUGAAGACGAGCACGGCGACACCUUAUGUGGGGCAUGCGGUGAGAAUUAUGCUUCAGAUGAAUUCUGGAUUUGCUGUGAUAUUUGUGAGAAAUGGUUCCACGGGAAGUGUGUUAGAAUAACUCCCGCAAAAGCCGAGCACAUUAAGCAGUACAAAUGCCCAUCCUGCAGCAACAAGAGAAGCCGCAUUUAAAUGGUAAAGGAAAUUUUAUGUUUUGAUUGAUAAAUUUAUAUCACAAGGGCCCCAAAUGCUUUUGCUUCUUAGCACAUUUCAUGUUUCUUCUAGUUUUGGGCAACAAAAAUGCCUUUUUAAGUUUCCUAUGUAAAGUCUAGAUCGCUUAGUCUGUAAGAUUGCUCUCUUAGUCUUUCUCUUUUAAUUCUCAUCCAUGAGAGUUAGCUUAUAACUUUUGAAAGCUCUCAAGAAAUGAACCAUUUUUUAUCUUUUGAUUUAGUAAAGAAAUACUCAGUGAUCUGGAAA